AUGACCAAGAGCUUGGAAAUUGCUGCAAUUUCCAAAAUGAUAGAAAUUGAGUCCAACAGCUUUGAUGGGCUUUCUAGAGCUAAGAAGCUUGAAGAUAAAGAAAAAGAGAAUGAAAAACUGAAGUCCACCAUGAAGCUGUUAGAAAAAUCUAACAAAGCCAACGAGAAGAAAGCUGCAGAUCUGGCUUUAGAACUUGAAAAAUUGAAAAAGACUCUGGAAGAAGGUGAAGCCUUACUGAAGGCGAAAGAAGAAGAAACACAAAAAAUGAAGAAAGAGGCGAACUCCUUGGCCUCAGAAAAACAAAUUUUGAACAAGACUGUUGAUGACCUCUCUGCCGAAGCGGCCUCGCUGAAAACCUCAAUUCUAUCUCAACUUGAAACUGGCUUCAACAAAGCUAAGGAACAAAUCUUGUUCCUCAAUCCCGACAUGCCUAUCAAGACCGAAGGCAUUGAUCCUUAUGCUAGGAUUGUUGAAGGAAAUACUGCACCAACAGUAUGA
Messenger RNA from Lotus japonicus, 498 nucleotides. RefSeq lists its product as uncharacterized. Lineage: Eukaryota; Viridiplantae; Streptophyta; Magnoliopsida; Fabales; Fabaceae. The transcript has 2 exons. Bases 1 to 498 code for a protein of 165 amino acids. The record is from RefSeq and is a predicted model, not a curated record.